AUGGAAUGUCCAAAUCAAUCAGCCCCACAUGACUUUAUCCUUUCUGGGUUUCCAUAUCCACAAGGGUUCAAGCUACCAUUGCUGCUCUUCUUUUCAAUCAUGUUUGCCCUCACCCUUUCUGGAAAUUUUCUGAUCAUCUUGGUGGUGAUCUCUGACCUUCAAUUGCACAAGCCCAUGUACUGGUUCCUUUGUCAUCUCUCUAUCCUGGACAUGGCCUUUUCAGCUGUGGUGGUUCCCAAAGUUAUUGUAGGCUUCAGUUCCACAGGAAAAAUCAUUUCCUUUGCAGGUUGCGUCACACAGGUAUUGUUUUUGAACUCUGUUGGAUGUGCAGAAUCUUUUCUUUACACCUUGAUGGCUUACGACCGCUUUUUGGCCAUUUGUAAGCCACUCCAUUAUACCAACAUCAUGAGCUGGAAAGUUUGUCUCUUCCUUUCCUUGGGUACCAUAAUUGGAGGCAGCCUCAACUCUGCAUUUCUGACAUCACUCACCUUUCAUUUGCCUUAUGGAGAGGACAACUAUAUUGACUAUAUCUUCUGUGAUGCUCCAUCCAUCCUGAAGCUGGCUUGUGCUGAUACAAAACUUAAUGAGUUGAUGAUCAUCAUUGACAUGGGUUUUAUUGCAAUGGCCUGCUUUUUCCUCAUCCUAGCCUCUUAUGCUUACAUCAUCACAGCCAUUUUGAACAUUAGUAGCAGUGAAGGUCGACACAGAGCAUUCUCCACUUGCACUGCUCAUCUUACAGUGGUGUUCCUAUACUACCUGCCUCUGUUUUAUCGCUAUAUGAGGCCAGCAUCUCAGGACUCCAUGGAUAGUGUUGUAAGUAUGUGCUACACCACCAUCACCCCUUUGUUGAACCCAGUGAUAUACACACUUAGAAACAAGGAGAUUAAAAUUGCUCUGCUGAAACUCUGGAGUGGGAAUCCUGAAUAG
Molecule: messenger RNA, 927 nt
Organism: Protobothrops mucrosquamatus (brown spotted pit viper)
Lineage: Eukaryota; Metazoa; Chordata; Lepidosauria; Squamata; Viperidae
Product: olfactory receptor 10G6-like
Exons: 1
Coding region: 1-927 (308 amino acids)
Biological process (GO): G protein-coupled receptor signaling pathway
Cellular component (GO): membrane
Molecular function (GO): G protein-coupled receptor activity; olfactory receptor activity
Source: RefSeq, a predicted model, not a curated record